AUUAACCCCUUGACAAGGGCGUCCAACGCUCCCGUGCUUCGUGCCAUGCAUAUGCCCAGGUAGACUAGUCGUAGUAAGCUGCAGGUAUAGUACUGUAGUGUAGAUCGACCACGAAGCAAAUCGAUCUCCGCAACAAACACAUUUAUGAUCCUCACCAGCACCCACUGGUAGGAAUCAUAUAUAAAGCUAGCUAUACUAAGAAAGUGCUCAUGCAUCUUGAUUAUUGAUACUCCAUAUAUAGCAAUAAUCAGAGAGUUCUAUUAUAUCUCUUGUGGUGACCUGUGUAAAAGUUGCAAGAAGCUAGAGCAGUAGCUGGCUACUGGCGUCGUCGGUCGAUCGAUCGAUCGAUCAGCUGUCCAGAUAGACAGAUUUAUAGGUGAUCGAGCAAGAUGGUGGCGAAGGGCUUGAUCACAUUCACGGGCGUGAUGAGCUGGGUGCUGGCGGCCCUGCUGGUGGUCGCCGCCGCCGCCGGCGUCGGCACCGCGUCGGCGCAGGCGGCGGGGCUGAAGAAGGGGUUCUACAAGAAGAGCUGCCCGCGGGCGGAGGACAUCGCGCGGGAGGUGGUGUGGGCGCGCGUCGCCGGCAACCGCGAGCUCGCCGCCAAGUUCCUCCGCAUGUUCUUCCACGACUGCUUCGUCAGGGGCUGCGACGCGUCGGUGCUGCUGGACUCGCCGACCAACACGGCGGAGAAGGACGCGGCGCCGAACCUGUCGCUGGCCGGCUUCGACGUGAUCGACGAGGUGAAGGCGGCGCUGGAGCGGGCGUGCCCCGGCGUCGUCUCCUGCGCCGACAUCGUCGCGCUCGCCGCCAGGGACUCCGUCUCGUUCCAGUACAAGAGGAACCUGUGGGAGGUGGAGACGGGGCGGCGCGACGGCACGGUGUCGAGCGACCAGGAGGCGCUGGACGACAUCCCGGCGCCGUCCUCCACCUUCGACAUCCUCCUCGCCAACUUCUCCAGCAAAGGGCUCGGCCUCCAGGACCUCGUCGUCCUCUCAGGCGGCCACACGAUCGGCAUCGGACACUGCAACCUGUUCAGCUCGAGGCUGUUCAACUUCACCGGCAAGAACAACCCCAGCGACAUCGACCCCGCCCUCAACCCACCCUACGCCAGAUUCCUACAGGGGCAGUGCCGGCGCAACCUGCAGAACCCCAACGACAACACGACGGUGGUGCCCAUGGACCCCGGCAGCAGCCUCUCCUUCGACAACCACUACUUCGUCAACCUCAAGGCGCACCAGGGCAUGUUCACCUCCGACGCCACGCUGCUCACCGACGGCCGCGCCGCCAACAUCGUCGACAAGCUGCAGGACCCGGGCGUCUUCUUCGACGCAUUCAAGAACUCCAUCAAGCGCAUGGGGCAGAUCGGCGUGCUCACCGGUGCCAACGGCCAGAUCAGGAAGAAAUGCAACGUCGUCAACUGAUGAUCUAUGAGAGCCAAUGCAACUUAAUUUAUAUACUAUAUUAUUCAGAUGAGUCAUAUAUACUUGAAAUUAUUGGUGACAUAUAUGAUUACCUGUGCAACGUGCACUGUAAUAGCAUAUCGAUCUUUUCCUUGGUGAUCAACCGUCAAAAGUACUAAAAGUUAUAUCAAUAAGUCCGUUUAGAGCUC
Panicum virgatum (switchgrass) is the source of this 1609-nucleotide messenger RNA. RefSeq names its product peroxidase 27-like. Gene Ontology annotation, cellular component: plant-type cell wall; plasmodesma. The transcript has 4 exons. Bases 390 to 1421 code for a protein of 343 amino acids. Gene Ontology annotation, molecular function: peroxidase activity; heme binding. The record is from RefSeq and is a predicted model, not a curated record. Lineage: Eukaryota; Viridiplantae; Streptophyta; Magnoliopsida; Poales; Poaceae. Gene Ontology annotation, biological process: hydrogen peroxide catabolic process; response to oxidative stress.